AUGUCAGUCCGCUGUCGCGCCGCUUCGAGCACGUCCGUGGCUUCCGACGAACAGUCUUUUCUCACCGGGCGACAGACAUACCGCGAAGAUGUCGGAUUUCUGCCCUCAGGGCUGUCAAUGCCAAUUGCAAGCGACGAGAGCUCCAUCUAUAACGCAGUCAGAGCAAGUUCAGACACCGACCGUUAUUCCCUCACUCGUGGCACGGACAACCCAAUGGACGAGAUUCUAGUUGGUGGCAUGGCAGCGAAUCUGGCGAUGUUCAUUCCUUUGGCGUCUAGUUCAAACGACUCUCACCCGCAGUUCAUGUCACCAAGACAUAAGUCCAAAAGUCGCUGGUGGCGCACGCAUCUACUAUCGGACAAUUGUCUUCCGUCAUCUUCGAAUGUCGAUAAGCAUCCAGAUAACUCCCGCGUGAUUGAAGUGGAAGAGGUAAAAGAAUCGCACGAUGAGGCACGGCAUCGUAAAGCGGCCAGUCUUAACGAUGCAGACGGUAGUCUUCGAAUAUCAAAGUGGCCGGGACGUCGCCUGUCACCAGUGCGUCCUGCCAUCCCGAAAUUUCCUCCUCCUGUGAGAUCGCCUACUCCUCCCGGUCUGCCAACAUUUGGAACGCAGGAAGCGAUGUGUUACUCUACCCAGUUCUUUGUCCGCUCGUUCGCCCGUGGGGGUCAAUCACAACGGGGACAUCCACUACCCCCAGAUGCUCGUGCAGUGAACGGUAUUGGAACAUCAUACAGGGAAACUCUGCGCAGACUCAUCGGAUUCUCUUCGCCCACCCCUACGCCGCCACUUAGAAAACCCAUUCCCAUAAUAAGGGCUGAGGAUGGCACCGCCGUGCUAGGACGUUUUCCCUAUCGACAAAGUGGUCACGCUCACUGUGAUGUUGAUCAGGAGCGUACAAGGCUCGCCAAACCCAGAUGCCCUGUCCGGACUGAGGCAUUAAACUCGUGUACGCCAACUGCACCUGAGACCCGUGUCCAAGACUCUUCCAACAUCGUGCAAUCGGCGCCUUAUCCGACUGUGACACAGUGUCCUCGAAAUCCAAGCAUCACUAUGCUCUUCAAGUCUCAGAGACUUUCAUCAGGCCAGCCCCGCCCUACUGAGCCACAGUCCAGCCGGAAUUUGAUAAGCAAUAACGAGCCCUACGUUCGGGGUCCCGGUAGAGUCGAUGAGCCGUCUCAGAUCGGAGCCACGGUGCGCUCUCCGAAUCCAAGUGGUAUCGCCGCGGAACCCCGGGGCUCUUGGUUGCAGUACUGGAAGAGCAACACGUCUAUGUGUUGUUGCCUUGGAAGUAAUCAUGAACAAGACGACGCCGUGUAUUCUCACUCUUCGAACGAGACUUAUACAACCGCAAGGAGCUGGGUUGGCAACGAGGGUGCCCUUGAUGGUACAUGCACCUAUACUCGUCGGGCCUGUCAGACACAACGUCUUGGACAAUGGUGUUCCAACGCAUGGAUAUCCUUUCACGGCAUCGCUUUUCGCAACAGUGCGACUACGCAGCCCCCGGCGGCUUGA
Molecule: messenger RNA, 1512 nt
Organism: Aspergillus clavatus NRRL 1
Lineage: Eukaryota; Fungi; Ascomycota; Eurotiomycetes; Eurotiales; Aspergillaceae
Exons: 2
Coding region: 1-1512 (503 amino acids)
Source: RefSeq, a predicted model, not a curated record